Messenger RNA from Bradysia coprophila, 1551 nucleotides. Its product is annotated as cap-specific mRNA (nucleoside-2'-O-)-methyltransferase 2-like. The record is from RefSeq and is a predicted model, not a curated record. Gene Ontology annotation, biological process: methylation; 7-methylguanosine mRNA capping. NCBI's taxonomy places the organism in Eukaryota, Metazoa, Arthropoda, Insecta, Diptera, Sciaridae. Gene Ontology annotation, cellular component: nucleus; cytoplasm. Gene Ontology annotation, molecular function: methyltransferase cap1 activity.
UUCGACUAAACAAGAACAUCUUUUGAGGUGUGAUCUGAAAAUUAGUUUACUUCGACAAUUUAUCGAACUUGUGGUUCGUCUAAUUCUACAAUGACGCCGCGUCCAGGUAGAAAACGGAAUAGAAAGAAUAAAGGCGAAAAUUUACAGAACAAAAAGUUGCACAAACAGAACGAAAACCCUGUGGUCAAGCGAAAGGAUACGGUGAAAAAGUCGUCAGACAAUGACAACCAAACUCAAAAUUCAAACGACGAAAAUAUGCAUGUACACGGUUCCAAAAAUGAUUAUUUAAGUGAGGAGUCGGACCAAACCGCCAGUAGUGACACCGAUGACACAGAUAACCAGCCCAAUUUGCGCAAUCGCAAUUUGGAGAAACUAGUCGAAGAACUUGUCAGCAAGAAAAUCCACGAACUACGUGAGAAACCAUUCGAAUGUCCUCGAAAAGAAAAACGUGAUCCCGGAAGCGCUAUUGCAUCGUACUUACGGAGUGAAGUGAAAGCAGAAUUUGUGACUAGGGCCUGGUGUAAAUUGUACGAAUGUUUAAGUGACUUUCCGAUUGUGAAAGUCAGUACAAAGGGAGAAUUCAAUUCGGUUCAUCUGUGCGAAGCACCUGGUGCAUUCAUUGCUGCCCUAAAUCAUUUUCUGAAGCUCAACUGUCCCAAUUCUAAGUUCAACUGGCGUGCGACAUCAUUGAACCCGCACUACGUGGGAGAUUCAUUCGAAAAUGCUAUUGAUGAUCGCUUAAUUAUCCAAACUUACGACCAAUGGGAGUUUGGCGAAGAUUUCACCGGUGAUAUAACACGCAAACAAAAUGUGGAUCAAUUGGUGGCACGGUGCAAAGAAAUGGGAGAAAUUAAUCUAGUCACGGCUGAUGGAUCUGUGGAUUGCGUAGACUGCCCGAACGACCAAGAAAAUAAAGUCCACAAAUUAAAUUUUGCAGAAGUGGUAGCAGCACUACAAAUACUGGAUAUGGGUGGAUCGUUCGUCUUAAAAAUGUUUACAUUCUUUGAAUUGACAACCAUUAGUCUGCUGUACUUCUUGGUAAAUAUAUUUGACACAGUCGAUAUAUUUAAGCCGGUCGCAUCAAAACAAGGCAACUCGGAAGUAUACGUCGUAUGUAUCGGUUAUCAGCGCAAUAAUAGAAACGUCAGCUACGUGCUAGAAAUGGUCAAUCAAAUGCCAAACAUCGAAGUCCCAAUGUUUGCCUUAGAUAUAAUUCCAGCUGAUUUCAUUGAAGAGGUCAAAGAAUGCGCCAAAAUGUUUAUGUUAUUGCAGAAAAAGGCAAUCCAGACCAACAUAUUCCAUUUCCACAAUCCACAAUGUAAUCUGCAACACAUAGAACAGCUCCAGUACGAAAUAAAAAAGGAAUUCUGCCGGCUAUAUCGUAUCAAACCUAUUUCCGAUAAAAUGAAAUUACUAAAUCUUAAGAAACGGUCGAAGAAGGGAAACGGAAACUUGAAGACAUGUACGGCGGCCAAAGAUUUGCAUGUCCACGAAAAGGAAACUGCAGCUGUUGCGAUUUCUAUGAAUCAAGUAGUUCACAAAGCUGACUAA